Messenger RNA from Anopheles bellator, 1133 nucleotides. RefSeq names its product protein-L-isoaspartate(D-aspartate) O-methyltransferase-like. Gene Ontology annotation, molecular function: protein-L-isoaspartate (D-aspartate) O-methyltransferase activity. The record is from RefSeq and is a predicted model, not a curated record. Gene Ontology annotation, cellular component: cytoplasm. The coding region runs from base 128 to 811 and encodes 227 amino acids. Gene Ontology annotation, biological process: protein modification process. Lineage: Eukaryota; Metazoa; Arthropoda; Insecta; Diptera; Culicidae. The transcript has 6 exons.
GAACCAGUCCAUACGACGUAUUGUUUUCAGAUCUGUGUUGUCUUUGUCGACCACUUCAUCACUCGUCCCCAGGAACCUUAGAUUAUUGGUGCUGCCUUUUGUUUCAUUUUCCAUCGACUAACUAAAAAUGGCUUGGAGGUCAAAGGGUUUAAACAACGCCGAUCUUGUACGCCAAUUGCAAGAGUAUAACAUUAUUAAAAGUAGUGCAGUGGCGCAAACGAUGAUGGCGACCGACCGCCGACACUACGUGCCGCAAAAUUUGAAUCCUUAUAUUGAUUCUCCACAAAGGAUCGGACAUGGAGCAACCAUUAGCGCACCGCACAUGCAUGCCUAUGCACUCGAGCUACUUGAAAAGUACCUGAAACCCGAUAGCAAGGUACUGGACGUUGGUUCGGGGUCGGGCUAUUUGACCGCUUGUUUUGCGCGUUACAUCCAUCAGCAGCCGAACGCAACGGGCGUUGUAGUCGGCGUAGAGCAUCAUCCUCGUUUGGUGGAGCUGGGCCGCAAAAAUAUUGGUGAAGAUGACGUCUCGCUGAUCGAUACAGGAAAAGUAAUUCUGAUUGAGGGGGAUGGUAGAAAAGGCUGCAAAGACCAUGCCCCAUACGAUUGUAUCCAUGUUGGGGCCGCUGCUCCAGAGACACCUGAAGAGCUCAUCAAACAACUGAAACCGGGCGGUAGGCUGGUAGUUCCAGUUGGUCCCGAUGGGGGGACGCAGUACUUGGAGCAGAUAGAUAAGCGGCUUGAUGGUACCGUUAGCAAGACGAGGUUGAUGGGCGUAAUGUACGUUCCGCUCACGGAUCUGAAGGCGUGAUGUAAUGUUAGUAUGCUGGUUUAUUUGCUCUCAAGACUGUUAGUUCUUUUUCUAGUACUUUGUUUUGCAUAUAUUGCAUUGAGAUCAUUGCUUUAGCAGUACUUGCUACAAUACAAUAUCAAACUAUUAUGUUUUUGGUAAAAAACGUAUGUAUUUUGAAGCUUUACAUUUGUGAAGGCUCGUUGUUUUAGGUUUAUGUUGUACUUCGGAUGUUCUUUGCUUCUAGAUGAAACAAUACUAUUACAAUAAACGUACUUUCAGAACAGAAUCAUGUAUAUUAGAUAUGUUUGACUUAUUUAUUAGAAGGUUUACUUGUUACAUG